AUGGCCAAAAUGGAAGGAAUCAUGUGCCUCAAAAAAGGAGGAUACGGAUUCAGCAAGCGAAACAACGGAAUCGGCAGCUUUUCGUGCACUUCCGACGGGAACAACCGUGGUGCUAUUGAAGAGGCCGCUGAUCAAGCAGAAGUUCAGAACAGUCCAGUUUCUGCGCAGCCGGAAAAGUCUUUUGAAAGCGAGGACUACGACUACCACCAGAACUACGUCGCUGAUGAAGCUAAAGUAGUUGGCGGGGGCGACAUGGACCACGAUUUCUUCUUCGGCGACGGAGCUCUUCAAAACGACCCCAACAAGCCAAUGGUCACAGACCUUGUGAAUUUCGAGAUCUCGAUCGGCGGCGAAGCUGUGGGCGACGUCUCUCUCGGCCUCUUCGGCUUCGUAGCGCCCAAAACUGCCAAGAACUUCGCCGAACUGGCCAAGAGACCAGUUGGAGAAGGAUACCUCGACUCGAUCUUUCACCGCGUCAUCGCCGGUUUCAUGGCUCAAGGAGGUGAUUUUACGCUUGGAAAUGGCAGAGGCGGCCACAGCAUCUACGGUGCCCAGUUCGACGACGAGCCCUUCACGAUCAGUCACAAAUCACGGGGAAUGCUCUCGAUGGCGAACGCGGGCCCGGACACUAAUGGAAGCCAGUUUUUCAUCACUUUCACGGGCACCCCGUUCCUCGACGGCAAACACGUCGUCUUCGGCAAACUAGUGAAAGGCCACGAAGUUCUGGACCAAAUAGAAGCGGCCGAGACCGACGCGAAAAACAACCGACCCUUCCGCGACAUCAGAAUCACCAAGUCCCAACACCAGAAACUUCUCAAUCCCUUCCCAGUUGCACUCGAAUAA
Messenger RNA from Oikopleura dioica, 843 nucleotides. The record is from the annotation of a GenBank genome assembly. Lineage: Eukaryota; Metazoa; Chordata; Appendicularia; Copelata; Oikopleuridae.